AUGCAAGCUCUGCCCCAGCUCACGUUUAGCCCUGCUCCUGGUCUUCUCACCCUCCUUGGAAAGAAAUUCGACCCCCCCCCCAAAAAGGGAUGCCUCUGCGCCCCCUUCAACUCACCCUCUGCCUAUGGGGAUGGGCUGGGGCUGGGGGAAGGCGGGCGUUCGCCACAGCCAGCCAGACGGGCGCUGCUGGAGCUGCCCACGGUCCCGCGCGCUCCCUCCUCAGGCGCGCCCCUCCCCGCCUGGAAGGCAGGGGUGGCAGGGGGCGGCAGGGGGCGAGGGCCGGCCCCGAUUGGCACGACCGGCCCCCGGGAGCCCGACGACCCCUGCCAGCCCCCGACUCUCUCGGAGGCUCCCCUUGCCCCGGUCGGGCUCUGCACCUGCACGCCUCUGCCUGCCCCCCCCCCCUUGCUGGCAGGCAUGCCCACACGCGAGCAGGCGCCGCGAGUGUGCCAAGCUCCGCAGCAGCACCCACCCACCCACCUACCCAUUGGCGGCCGCCCUGCCCCCUCGCCUCGUCCAGCGAGCCCCCCGCCUGCCUCCCCCACGCGCCUAGCCACGCGCUUAGCCAAGGACGCGGGGAGGCUCCCCCCGCCCCCGUCCCUCGCCCCGCAGCUGGGGGCCAGGUGCGCCCCCCGCCCCCCGCCGCCCCUGGCAGCCGUGCCCCGCGUGCGAGCGCCUCCCCACCUGGCAGGAAGCAAGGCGCGCUCGCCUCCCCGUCCAGCUGCGGCUCCGGCUCCUGCCUGGCCGCUGGGUGCGCGCGCGGCGGCGCGUGCCGGGCAGCUUCGCCGAGCCGGGCUCCGCAGUGCGGACGCUGCGCAUGCGCCUCCAGGCCCCCACUCCCCCCCACCCACCCCCCACCGCACCGCGAUGAAGCCCGCGCAUCCCUCCCUCCGGCCAGGGAUGCUGCCGGGGUGGCCGCGGCGGCGGGGAGGGGCGCCCGAGAGGCCGGCCUGCGGGGCCAGACCCAGGCAGGAGGGCUCCUUCCCAGCCAGAGCCUCGGCUCCCAGCUGGCGGGGGCGCCCCCACGCUGGCCCAGCCUGUCUGCAGGAGAGUCCGUAA
Molecule: messenger RNA, 1059 nt
Organism: Euleptes europaea (tarantolino)
Lineage: Eukaryota; Metazoa; Chordata; Lepidosauria; Squamata; Sphaerodactylidae
Exons: 1
Coding region: 1-1059 (352 amino acids)
Source: RefSeq, a predicted model, not a curated record